CACUUUUCUGGCGGGAACACGGCCAGCAUGGAGAGAACAGCCACAGAGGGAAAGCGGGAAGGAGAUGGGGGAAAGUGUGUGUGUGUGUGUGUGUGUGUGUGCGCGCGCGUGUGUGUGCGCAGGAAAAAGGCCCGCAGUCCAGUCCGACCCAGCCUGGGAGGCUCUCGCUGGCCCUUUCGUAAUUGCCCCCUCCCAGGCCCCCUCCCCCAGCUCCCCCUCCACCGCCCGCCCUCUCUCCCUCCCUCCUUCCUCGCAGCAACGACCAGGCAGCAAUUACGCUUUGGGGAUAAAACGAGGCGCAGAGCGCGGCCAGGGCAUUCCUCCCCGAGAUGGCGGGUCUGACGGCGGCGGCCCCGCGGCCCGGAGUGCUGCUCCCGCUCCUGCUCUGCCUCCUCCGCCCCGCGCAGCCCGGAGGGGUCCCAGGGGCGGUUCCUGGUGCCAUCCCCGGAGGUGUUCCUGGAGGAGUCUUUUAUCCAGGGACUGGGCUCGGAGGCCUGGGAGGAGGAGGGCUGGGACCUGGAGGCAAACCACCUAAGCCAGGCGCUGGGCUGCUGGGGACAUUUGGGGUCGGUCCUGGCGGGCUCACUGGUGGUGGUGUCACAGCUGGGGCAGGAAUCGGGGCCUUUCCCGCAGGUACCUUCCCAGGGGCACUGGUGCCUGGUGGAGCGGCCGGGGCUGCUGCUGCUUAUAAGGCUGCCAAGGCUGGGGCCGGGCUUGGCGGCGUCGGCGGGCUUGGCGUUGGCGGCAUCGGAGGGCUUGGUGGCAUUGGUGGAGUUGGCGGCUUGGGAGUGUCUACAGGUGCUGUGGUGCCUCAGCCCGGAGCAGGAGUCGGAGUUGGAGCUGGAGUGAAGCCAGGCAAAGUGCCAGGCGUGGGGCUCCCAGGCGUGUACCCGGGCGGAGUGCUCCCCGGCGCAGGAGCUCGCUUCCCUGGAGUGGGGGUGCUCCCAGGGGUCCCCACUGGAACCGGAGUCAAGGCCAAGGCCCCAGGCGGCGGAGCUUUUGCCGGAAUCCCAGGGGUUGGGCCCUUUGGGGGCCAGCAGCCUGGGGUGCCCCUGGGGUACCCUAUCAAAGCACCCAAGCUGCCAGGUGGCUACGGACUGCCCUACACCAACGGCAAGCUGCCCUAUGGAGUGGCUGGUGCAGCGGGCAAAGCCGGCUACCCGACAGGGACAGGGGUUGGCCAGGCAGCAGCCGCGGCGGCGAAAGCAGCUAAGUUUGGUGCUGGAGGAGCAGGAGUCAUCCCUGGCAUUGGAGGGGGCGGCAUCCCUGGCGCGGCCGGCGCCAUCCCCGGGAUUGGGGGCAUCGCAGGGGUUGGGACUCCUGCAGCAGCUGCCGCUGCGAAGGCUGCCGCGAAGGCCGCCAAGUACGGAGCUGGUGCAGGCCUAGUGCCUGGUGGGCCAGGAGUUAGGGUCCCAGGUGUUGGGAUCCCAGGUGUCAGCCGCCCCGGUGUUGGUAUCCCAGGUGUUGGGAUUCCAGGUGUUGGGAUCCCAGGUGUCGGGAUUCCAGGUGUUGGGGUCCCAGGCAUUGCAGAUGGAGCAGGGCCUCUCGGGCCAGCUGCAGCUGCUAAAGCAGCGGCCAAAGCAGCUAAAUAUGGGGCCCGGGCCGGAGUGGGAGUCGGGGGCAUCCCCACCUUCGGGGUCGGGGUUGGGGCCGGAGGCUUUCCUGGCUUCGGAGUCGGACCCGGAGUCGGGGUCGGACCUGGAGUCGGAGUUGGAGUCGGAGGUGUCCCCACAGCUGGCCUUUCUCCUGCAGCCCAGGCCGCUGCCGCCGCCAAAGCUGCCAAGUAUGCAGGAGCUGGAGCCCUGGGAGGACUGGUGCCGGGUGCAGUGCCAGGCGUGCCAGGAGCAGUACCAGGUGCAGUACCAGGUGCAGUACCAGGAGCAGUACCAGGUGUAAUACCAGGAGCAGUACCAGGUGUGCCCGUCACCGGAGCGGUACCAGGAGCAGAUGCCGCAGCAGCUGCGGCCGCCAAAGCCGCCGCCAAAGCAGCCCAGUUCGGGGUAGGCCCCGGCAUCGGUGGGGUUCCAGGCGGUGUCGGCGUUGGUCCUGGUGGCCUCCUGCCUGGUGGCCUCCUGCCUGGUGGUAUCGGACCUGGCGGUAUUGCAGGAGCAGGGGUCCCAGCUGCAGCCAAGUCCGCUGCUAAAGCAGCUGCCAAAGCCCAGUACCGGGCCGCUGCUGGGCUGGGCGCUGGUGUCCCUGGCUUUGGAGUUGGUGCCGGAGUUCCUGGUUUCGGGGUUGGUGUCCCUGGUGCUGGAGUUGGUGUUGGUGUCCCUGGAUUCGGAGCUGGGGUCGUACCUGGAUCCCUGGCCGCAGCUAAAGCAGCUAAAUACAGAGCAGCAGGGGUCGGGGCCCUGGGAGGACCUGGCGUCCUGGGAGGAGUAGGUGUCCCUGGCGGUGUUGUAGGAGGCGUGCCCGCUGCCUCGGCCGCCGCUGCCAAAGCUGCCGCCAAAGCUGCCCAGUUCGGCCUGGGGGGCGUCGGUGGGCUUGGAGCUGGAGGACUGGGAGUUGGAGGCCUCGGAGUCGGAGGACUGGGACUUGGCGGACUCGGAGGUGUGUCUCCAGCUGCUGCUGCUAAAGCAGCCAAAUAUGGCGUGGCAGCCAGACCUGGCUUCGGAUUGUCCCCCAUUUACCCAGGUGGUGUUGGGGGCCUGGGAGUCGGUGGUGAGUCAGCCAUAAAAAGGCAUCUUGUGCCCGGGGUCGGGACCCUUACUCGGGGUGGAGGGAAAGUCUUGCCCAGGGAGCAGCCAGUGUGGCCCUGGCUGGUCCUCUGGUAUUCGGGCUAAGCUGAAAGGUCAGCCUCGGGAUGCGGGGACAGGAGGCAAGGAUCCCGAUCCCUGGUGUCCCAGCCCGGCACUUAAGUAGGUUUUGGGGGCAAGACAGGGGCCUGGGGUCUCACUGCAGACACUGACAAGUCUCCACCAAAAGAGAAGGUAACUUGCUAGGAAUGGGGGCAAAUGCCCGUAGCCAGCAUUCUGAGAGGCUGAGACAGGAGGAUCGCAAGUUCUGGCCCAGCUUGAGCAACUUAGUGAGAUCUUGUCUCAAAA
This is a messenger RNA of Chinchilla lanigera (long-tailed chinchilla), 3044 nucleotides long. RefSeq names its product elastin (gene Eln). NCBI's taxonomy places the organism in Eukaryota, Metazoa, Chordata, Mammalia, Rodentia, Chinchillidae. The transcript has 34 exons. Gene Ontology annotation, molecular function: extracellular matrix structural constituent. The record is from RefSeq and is a predicted model, not a curated record. Bases 330 to 2783 code for a protein of 817 amino acids.